This is a messenger RNA of Galdieria sulphuraria, 582 nucleotides long. RefSeq lists its product as uncharacterized. The record is from RefSeq and is a predicted model, not a curated record. Lineage: Eukaryota; Rhodophyta; Bangiophyceae; Galdieriales; Galdieriaceae. The transcript is spliced from 2 exons. The coding region runs from base 91 to 378 and encodes 95 amino acids.
AAUGGAGAUUAUGAAACUGCAAAUGAUUCAGAUUAUUGUUGUUAUUAUUGGGAAGUAGCACUGCUUUUGGUUAGUUUGUUUUGAGAGAAAAUGUCAAGCUGGAAGGAACGAUGGGACUCUUGGAUGGGUAGAAGUAGCAAUGAAUAUUCAAAGGGUGGAAACUCUUCCCCGGAAGGGGGUUCCUCACCCAGUCUUGGGAGUAGUCCUUCUAAAGUGAGUAAGAGUCCACGAACGCAAGAAAUAUGGAGCAAAACUGUUCAUCCUUGGGGUCGUUCUUAUAGUGGAAAGAAUCGUUACGAUACAGUGAAAAAGGAAACAGAAAAGGAGCCAAGUAUAUUUGAAAUCCACGACUUUGCCAAGAAACAAACCAACCAAUAACGAGAGUUUAGUUGUAUAUGAUUGGACUGCAUGUUUUUUAGUUGUAUAAAGUGGUUUUUAUUUGGAAUUUGGUCCAUUUUGAAUUUCAUUAGACAGCACAGACAUGAUGAUGAGACUGCUUCUCAGUUGGUUGAAAGAUGUCUCAAACCAAUCACCAACGAAGGGUGAGGCCAUAAGGCCACCAAUAAAUCACGACCCGGAGAA